Gadus morhua (Atlantic cod) is the source of this 2848-nucleotide messenger RNA. RefSeq names its product RIC8 guanine nucleotide exchange factor A (gene ric8a). The record is from RefSeq and is a predicted model, not a curated record. Gene Ontology annotation, molecular function: G-protein alpha-subunit binding; guanyl-nucleotide exchange factor activity. Gene Ontology annotation, biological process: G protein-coupled receptor signaling pathway. The transcript has 15 exons. Lineage: Eukaryota; Metazoa; Chordata; Actinopteri; Gadiformes; Gadidae. Bases 179 to 1930 code for a protein of 583 amino acids. Gene Ontology annotation, cellular component: plasma membrane; cytoplasm.
UGCAUUGGCCAAUGUAGGUAGGCUUAAAGCGAUGGUAAAAGCAUCUUUUAAUCGCUUCAAUCCCCAGGCUCUUGAGUUUUCAAGGAUUACUAGCCUGACAGUUCAUGUUCGCCCGGCAUAAAUGACGUCCUGCUGAGAUAAAUGAUUUAAGAAUAGCGAUUCAGCACACUGAACAACGAUGACCAUGGAUUUAAAUUCCAUUAUAGAUCAACUGGAGACCGGUGAUCAAGACGUUGCAUUGGUUGCCCUGCAGAUAUAUAACAAGGAGAAUAGCCAGUGCUUCGCAUUCAACAAGGAUGGGGAGUCAGAACGAGAGGAAGGAAAGCUAUCGGAGCGUCUUGGGAAGCUGGUGCUUGGCUUCCUGACCAGGGAGCUGCAGCCCUCCUGUCAGCUGGCCUGUGUGGAGACUGUGCGCAUUCUGUCCCGGGACAAGCACUGCCUGGGGCCCUUCGUCAGCCACUCCGCCAUGGCCACCCUGGCGACCAUAGCUGGCAUCGGCACUGCAGAGACGGGACAAGCGCAAGAAGGUGCGGAGGAAGGGCCAAAUGUGUCUGUGGGAGAAACAAAGUCGCCAAACAAUGCGUCGGAAAACCCAGAUGUGGAAGUAAUGGUGGAGGCGCUCAAGUCCCUCUGCAACAUCCUGCUGCACAAUCACACCGCACAGGUGGUAGCGGAGGAGCUACAGCUCAUGAAAGGCAUUGCGGAGAGGCUAAAACAGUGUCACGAUCCCACAUGGACCCACGAGGUCCGUUUCUUUGACCUGCGUCUCACCUUUCUGCUCACGGCUCUUAGAGUGGACGUCAGAGCCCAGCUGGCCAAAGAGCUUCAUGGCAUCAGCCUGCUCGGUAACCAGUUGGAUGCCACAUUAGGAUUGUGUUGGCCUGAUACCUUUGAGAGUGCCCGGGCGGGCUCAGAAGGCAUUCCUCCAGAAGAGCUUCCUCCUCUCAGCAGAGAGCAGACGGAGCGAGCCAUGGAGAUCCUAAAGACUCUGUUCAACAUCACCUUCAACACUGCGAAGAGCGAGGUCGACGAGGAGGACGCUGCAGAGUACAGGCACCUCGGGGCCAUACUGAGGCACUGUCUCAUGAGCUGUGCAGAUGGAGAGGAACGCACAGAAGAGUUCCAUAGUCACACUGUCAACCUUCUCGGCAACCUCCCGCUACCCUCUCUGGAUGUGCUCCUGAUGCCCAAGGUCCAGCAGGGAUCCAUUGAACACAUGGGAGUCAACAUGGAUGCCGUCCACAUGCUGCUAGACUUCAUGGAAAAGAGACUCGAUCGAGGAAAUAAGCUGAAGGAGACCCUCCUUCCUUGUCUGAAUUUGCUGACCGAGAGCGCCCGGAUCCACCGGGAGACCAGGAAGUUCCUCAGGUCAAAGGUGUUGCCUCCACUGCGUGACGUGAAGAACAGACCCGAGGUCGGUAGCUCCCUUCGGAACAAACUUGUUCGCCUGAUGACUCAUAUCGACACAGACGUCAAGACAUGUGUGGCAGAGUUAAUCUUUGUGCUUUGCAAAGAGAGCGUGUCGAGGUUCAUCAAGUACACAGGCUACGGUAACGCAGCAGGCCUGCUGGCUGCACGCGGGUUGCUGAGGGGGGCGGGUGACUCUGGCAUCUACUCUGGUGACGAGGACUCUGAGACGGAGGAAUACAGAGAGGCCAAGGCACUAAUCAAUCCAGUGACGGGCGUGGUUGAAGAGGAACAGUCCAACCCCAUGGAGGGAAUGACAGAGGAACAGAAGGAGUAUGAAGCCAUGAAGCUCGUCAGCAUGUUUGACAAACUAUCCAGGAACAAUAUCAUUCAGCCGAUGCAGCUGGGAGGGGAUGGUCGGAUUACUGAAUUGAACCAGGAUGACAUGCAAAGGCUGGUCCACAAUCCACAUGUCCAGCCCCGGGCCCAACCACCUGGCUCAGACAGCGAUGAGGGCAAUUAGUCAACACACUUAGGACGCACAUGAAGAUGCAUGCACAGAUGCUCAUUCGCUCACUCACAGCCGUCUUAUCACACCGUGAGGACCACUGAAAGGUGCUUGAUUGGAUCCAACCUUUCUGAAGGGUCUGAGACAUGAUUUGAACUGCUAAAUAUAUACUAAAUAGAUUUGAACAUAAAAACGACUUUGAAAAUCCAAAACUCGCUCAUAAAUCUCAACCUGACUUUUUUCCCCUACAGGGGACCAGUCAUGUUUCAGGACGGGUCAUCCAUUUCUCUAUUGGCAUAUAUCAACACCACUAUUAGUAAUUGAACAAUUCAUGACAAGCCUUUAAUUUAACUAAUGUUGGUCCCCACGGCAUGAGUGAUAUAUUGGGUUAUGAAGCCACCAGGAUAGAAAAACACACAAACAUGCACACAAUGAUCAUUUGAGAUACAUGCUACUUGUAAAAUGAUAAAUAUUGAAUCAGCCAUAACCCAUGCAAAAUUUUGGCAUCUACUGUACCUGUUAUAACUUUAAUAUUUUGAACAGUACUUUAUCCUAUAUCUAUGAGUUGACACAUGAAUCUGUUCUAAAAAAACGUUUAAAGGUCUGUUAAUGCUCUGUGUAACUCAACAGGUUUUGUGCAAAAGGUAUUAGCUUUAUUCAUAUUUUAUUAUAUUAAACUAUAUUUAGAUAGUCAAAGUAUUUUUCCUCAUGGAUAUGUGGCAUCACAAUCAGUUUUUUAACAUAGAGCGAGAAAUAUUGUAUUUGAGUUGUAAUGGAAGUGUGUUGCAUCUGCAGAAUGAGAAUGAAAGACUGUUAAAGAUCAUUUAUGUUUAAUUUAACCAUUGAUAUGGUCAUUGUAAUAAUUUUUUCCCUCACCAACUUACCUAACAAACCAAUGUGGGCUGUAUUUAAAGUAAAAACUUAAUAUUAAAA